Molecule: messenger RNA, 195 nt
Organism: Podospora pseudocomata
Lineage: Eukaryota; Fungi; Ascomycota; Sordariomycetes; Sordariales; Podosporaceae
Exons: 1
Coding region: 1-195 (64 amino acids)
Source: RefSeq, a predicted model, not a curated record
AUGCUUUUGCAACCCUCUUUGUUGGCUUUGGAAUCAAUGCGAUACUGCGUCCCGAGCAUGCACUCACUUUCUCGAGUGGACCCUUCCCGCCAACAUCGCCGACGCCGAGACAGUCAGCAGCUUGACAGCCGUCUACGGAGUCCACGACAUCUUCAUGGGCCUUGCUCUCUACUCAGCUGCCAUCUGGGGCACUAA